UCUCUCUCUCCAUCAAAAUGACUACUAAUCUUAAGCUUCCGAUCACUCCGAAACUCAUUCUCUCUGGCUUAGCAUCUCUCGUCGUGAUCACUCUCUUCUUCAUCUCCAGAACCGGUUUCUCACCGUCUUCAGCUCAGCCAGCGCCAGAAAAAACUAUCCAAAUCUCCAGCUCCUCCACCGGAACUAAACUACAUAGUCCAGAGUCCGUGCAUUGCGGUAAGAUCCCUCCUUCACUCGCCGACGCUCUCAUCCACUAUGCCGCAUCCAAUGUCACUCCCCAACAAACACAUUCCGAAAUCUCGGUCACCAAGAAGGUCUUAGACAAGAAGUCACCAUGCAACUUCCUUGUGUUUGGUCUGGGCUACGACAGCUUGAUGUGGGCGUCACUAAACCACGGAGGAAGAACUAUCUUCUUAGAGGAGAACGAGUCAUGGAUACGUCAGAUCGCUGAGAAGUUCCCGUCUCUUGAAUCUUACCACGUACGUUACGACACCAAGGUAAAGGACGCGGCGGCUCUGAAGACGGCGGAGAGAGAUAGAGAAGAGUGCCGUCGCCGUGUGUCGACUGAUCUUAGAGUUUCUAAGUGCGAGCUUGCGCUGAAGGGCUUGCCGGCUGUGGUUUACGAGACGGAAUGGGAUUUAAUCAUGGUGGAUGCUCCUACGGGGUAUCACGAUGAAGCUCCCGGGAGGAUGUCGGCGAUUUAUACGGCGGGGAUGAUCGCAAGAAACCGGAAGGGAGAUGGCGAGACGACGGCGGUUUUUGUGCAUGAUGUGGAUAGGACUGUGGAGGAUGAGUUCUCUAUGGCGUUUCUGUGUAGGGAUUACUUGACGGUACAAGAAGGGAGGCUCCGCCAUUUUACGGUGCCUAGUCACCGGGACUCUAAUAUCGCCGGCGGUGAAUACUGUCCCUAAUCCGCCGAAGAUAAUAAUUAAUUUUAAUUUUUUUUUUAUAUAUGUUUGCUGUGAGACUAUCUAAAUGAAAUCUAAAUUCAACGUCUUAAUC
Molecule: messenger RNA, 1002 nt
Organism: Eruca vesicaria subsp. sativa (arugula)
Lineage: Eukaryota; Viridiplantae; Streptophyta; Magnoliopsida; Brassicales; Brassicaceae
Source: the annotation of a GenBank genome assembly